This is a messenger RNA of Rhincodon typus (whale shark), 908 nucleotides long. It is a transcript of the gene hmgn3, whose product is annotated as high mobility group nucleosomal binding domain 3. Gene Ontology annotation, molecular function: nucleosomal DNA binding. Lineage: Eukaryota; Metazoa; Chordata; Chondrichthyes; Orectolobiformes; Rhincodontidae. The record is from RefSeq and is a predicted model, not a curated record. Gene Ontology annotation, cellular component: nucleus; chromatin. The coding region runs from base 142 to 456 and encodes 104 amino acids. The transcript is spliced from 6 exons.
GCAUUAUAUUAUCAUCUGAUUAGCAAGGUGUUUAGAAAUUGAACUGCUGUUGGCUGUGAGUUGAAACUUGCAACAGGGGUUGUAGCGUUCUUUCUCGAAGUGUGUCCCCUGCAAACCAGCUCGAUCCACCCUUUUGCAACCAUGCCUCCCAAAAGGACGGUAGGUUUGGGCAGCAAGGCACCAAGUGAGGGUGAGCAAAAACAUGAAGCAAAAGUGGUUAAACCGCUCAGAAGAUCCGAUAGAUUGGAAAAAGCUGCAGCUGCUGCAGCAGCAGCUGUUGCUAAAGAAGAGUCCAAGCCACAGAAACGAGCCAGGAAGCUUUCACCAAAACCCAAGAAACAGCCCAAAGGGAAGAAGAAAAUAACCAAGGAAGAGGUUUCACCUGCUCAAAAUGGUGAAACGAAACCUGAUGAGGAACAGAAAACUGAAUCUGCAAGCAAUCAGAAAGACGACUGAAGGAUCUGCCAUUGCCUUCAGUUGAUUUUUAUGUAACACUUGUAGAAUUGAAAAUAUUUUUAUCAAGUUAUUUUGUAAAUGCAAAUAUUUUUAGGAUUAGUACAUUUUAGAGUGUGUGUUUGAAAGACAUUGAUAGAACCUAAACAUCCUUUUAGGCAAGUGGGAUCUUUCUAACUUCUAUUGAGCAAAAAAUCAAUUUUACGAUUGGAAAGAUUUUGCAUUGUUAUCUCUUGACUAACUUGGAUAUGUGUUCCAUGGGCUUUGAAGUUUAGAAAUGUUGCCUUUAAUACUUAAGGUGAUUGAAAUGUAUAACUAAAAAAAUUAGUUUCACUUUUGAAUGUUUGUUGUAAAGCAAUAAAUCUGUGAAUUGUUCCAAGAGUUGAUGGAUGAGUGCUGAUGUGAUCACCUGCUUGGUUUGUGGUCUGUUUUGUAAUAAAUGCUUUUUUUCUCAA